ACAAUUUCAAACACACGCACACUCUUCACUUCAGUGUCACUGAAAUCGAAAAACCAAAAUUUCCAAAACCAGCAAUUGCCAAUUACCAACUCUUAUACCUCAUCUUCAUGUUGUGAUUUCCCAAGUUAAACCCUUCGUAGAAAUGUUGGUGAAGCUGCAACUCUUGUACACCCACCCACCCCUUCUCGCAAACGGAAACGCGCUUUUCCCGCCAGAAAAGCCCGACCAACUUUCCGGCAGAAAGCAAAGACUCCCUCUUCACAACGGCGCCGUCAAGCCAGAUAGCCACUCAAGGAAACGCCGUCCGAAUCCCGAAGAGGGUGUCCCCAGAAAGAGCAAAACGGAAGCGGAGAAGCCGCACGCCAAGUGUUCGACGAAACGCCCCUCUUACGGUGGAGACAUUCCCGCGAUUCUCGAGGCCCUGGACACGGUUCCCGACGUGGGCGCGGCUCUUGGGCCGUGGGAGGACACGCUCAGCAACAAGGAAAGGAGCAUCAUUUUGAAGGAGCAGUUGAGGUGGGACAGAGCUUUGGAGAUUUUUCAAUGGUUCAAUGAGAAGGGUCAUGAAUUGAACGUGAUUCACUACAACAUUGUGCUCCGGAGCCUCGGUAGAUCGCGCCAGUGGAGGCACGUGGAGGGUUUGUGGAAAGAGAUGAAUGAUAAAGGCGUUGUUGCCACUAGCUCCACUUAUGGAACUUUGAUUGAUGUUUAUAGCAAGGGAGGGAGGAGAGACGACGCGCUUUCGUGGCUUGACAUGAUGUUGGGACAUGGGGUGGAGCCUGAUGAGGUCACUAUGGUGAUUGUGGUUCAGUUGUAUAAGAAAGCUGGAGAAUUUCAGAAAGCUGAGGACUUUUUCCGAAAGUGGUCAUUGGGUAAACCAUUGAGCAAACCACUGAGGAGCAAACCAUGGAGGAGCAAUGAUAGUGUGGUGGCUGCUCCGGAUAUGGAUGAUGAGAGGGUGUUGUGUGGUAAUGCUUCUUUUGGCUCGCAUACUUAUAACACCUUGAUUGAUACUUAUGGAAAGGCUGGUCAACUUAAAGAGGCUUCUGAGACCUUUGUGGAGAUGCUUAAACGAGGUGUGGCACCGACUAUUGUGACGUUCAAUACGAUGAUUCACAUAUGUGGAAACCAUGGACGGUUAGAGGAGGUGAGUUUGCUUGUUAAGAAAAUGGAAGAGCUUCGAUGCUCGCCGAACACGAGGACGUAUAAUAUUCUUAUAUCUCUUUAUGCUAAGCAUGAUGAUAUAGGUAUGGCAACAUGUUAUUUUAAAACAAUGAAGGAGGCGUGCCUUGAGCCUGAUCUUGUGAGUUACCGGACUCUCUUGUAUGCGUACUCGAUAAGGAAAAUGGUUGGUGAAGCAGAAGAGCUUGUAAAAGAGAUGGAUGAGAGGGGGUUUGAAAUUGAUCAAUAUACCCAGUCUGCUUUGACUAGGAUGUACAUUGAAGCCGGAAUGCUUGAACGGUCCUUGUUAUGGUUUCUGAGGUUUCAUGUAACUGGCAAUAUGACAUCUGAGUGCUAUGCUGCCAAUAUUGACGCAUAUGGGGAGCACGGCCACACUUUGGAAGCUGAGAAAGUCUUCAUUUGGUGCCGAGAACGGAAGAAUCUCAGCGUCCUUGAGUUUAAUGUGAUGAUUAAAGCUUAUGGCAUAGGGAAAUGCUAUGAGAAGGCGUGUCAAUUGUUUGAUAGUAUGGAGAAACAUGGUGUAGUUGCAGACAGAUGCAGCUAUACUUCUCUAAUACAAAUUUUGGCCAGUGCUGACCUGCCGCAUAUUGCCAAACCUUAUCUGAAAAAAAUGAAGGAGGCAGGGCUAGUAAGUGAUUGCAUCCCAUACUGUGCUGUGCUUUCCAGCUUUGCAAAAUUAAGUCAAUUGGAAAUGGUUGAAGACACAUACAAGGAAAUGAUUAGGCAUGGUGUGCAGCCUGAUGUUAUAGUCUAUGGCAUAUUGAUCAAUGUUUUCUGUGAUAUUGGAAGGGUUAAAGAAGCCAUUGGUUAUGUUGAUGAAAUGAAGAAAGCUGGCUUGCCAGGUAAUACAGUUAUAUAUAAUUCUUUGGUCAAGUUGUACGCAAAAAUUGACAACAUGGAAAAAGCACAAGAAGCAUACAAGUUGCUUCAAUUAUCAGAAGAAGGUCCUACUGUAUAUUCUUCAAACUGUAUGAUGGAUCUUUAUGUUAAGCGAUCUAUGGUUGAUCAAGCAAAAGAGAUAUUUGAGACUUUAAAGAAAAAUGAAGCAGCAAAUGAAUUUACGUUUGCGAUGAUGCUACGUUUGUAUAAGAAAAUUGAGAAGUUUGAUGAAGCCAUUCAAAUUGCAAGGCAGAUUAGAAAAAUGGGACCCUUGACAGAUUUAAGUUAUAAUAAUGUGCUUGACCUGUAUGCUAUUGCUGGGAGACCCAAGGAAGCGAUAUUGACUUUUAAGGAAAUGGUAAGAGCUUCCAUUCAAGUUAAUGAGUGUAGUUUUAGAUCUCUUGGAAUUCUUUUGCUAAGAUAUGGAGUAUCAAGGCAAGCUGUUGGCAAAUUAGAAGCAUUAGUGAAAAAGGAUGCUUCCAAAGGUUUGCAGGCAUGGAAGUCAGCACUCUCUAGUGUGCUUGAAGUAAAUGAUUAUGAUCAUGACUAGAUACAUUCUCUGCAACUUAUACCUUGCUUAAUCAAGCAUGUAAAGCUCGGUUGUUUAAAUGACACGAGAAUAGGACUCUGGGUUGAAAACAAGACAGCAUGCCAGUUGCUUUGCUCCCAUUCUUUCACCAAUUCAAAUUUCCAAGUGCAUUGGGUUGAAGCUGUGUGAAUAGACAAACAACUUUUGAACAUGAUCUAUUCUAUAUAAACCUCGCAAUCUGACUGUGGACUGAGGUAUGAGGAUCGAUCAAUCACCUUGUACUUUUUACCAAACACAAGCCAAGGAAUUCUGAAGCCCUGUGACCUUGAACCAAUGACAACGAGACAGAAUGCAAGCACAAAUCGUAUAAAUUUGAUUGGACCACGAGAGAGAAUCAAGUGUAAAUUGAAAUAAAAAAAAAAAAAAAA
Cajanus cajan (pigeon pea) is the source of this 3018-nucleotide messenger RNA. RefSeq names its product pentatricopeptide repeat-containing protein At3g23020. Gene Ontology annotation, biological process: chloroplast-nucleus signaling pathway; mitochondria-nucleus signaling pathway. Gene Ontology annotation, molecular function: protein binding. Gene Ontology annotation, cellular component: chloroplast. Lineage: Eukaryota; Viridiplantae; Streptophyta; Magnoliopsida; Fabales; Fabaceae. The record is from RefSeq and is a predicted model, not a curated record.